Molecule: messenger RNA, 837 nt
Organism: Pimephales promelas (fathead minnow)
Lineage: Eukaryota; Metazoa; Chordata; Actinopteri; Cypriniformes; Leuciscidae
Product: BEN domain-containing protein 6
Biological process (GO): negative regulation of Notch signaling pathway; positive regulation of neuron differentiation
Cellular component (GO): nucleus
Molecular function (GO): DNA binding; transcription corepressor activity
Source: RefSeq, a predicted model, not a curated record
CAGCUUCAUUCUGUAGAGAAAAAUCAGUCCAUCAAACAAUCCAGACCUGAAGGGAAUGAAGAAUUAGGGAGAGGGAGGCGCCAGAAGUAUAGAAGAAUACUUUCUGAAUCAGAAAGCAGUGACGAAUAUGAGGCAGUCAGUAAACAAGUUUCUGAAAAAAACAUCAAAAGAAUAAGAGCCAGAUCCUUUCUGCAUCAGUAUAAUCGAGAAAAACACCCAUUCACUGCAGAGGAUCCAUUGGAAUCAAGCAGGGAGGCAACAACAUCAACAAGGAAUGACAGUGGAGUCAAUCAACAAAUCUUGGCCGAGUUAAGAGAGAUUAAGAGUGUUCUUGUGGAAACUCUAACACUUUUAAAAAAUGGAUGCACUCCAUUAAUGACUGCACCUGCCCACACUCUCCCUGCACGCACUUCGGAUUUGCCAGCCCCAGAGUCUUCCCCUGUGGUACCUGCCCCUUCCUCUCUACUGCCUCUUCAUGUAAAGGAGACUAGGAGUAAUAAUGACUGCAAAAAGGUUCGAAUUGGCCCCAACACAUCCAUCGGUGCCGAACAGUUUGGCCACAUUAAAUGGACCGAAGCUAAAAAAGCAACAAAAGACCUCCUGGUGGCUGUUUUUGGAAGAGCAACACUGGCAACACACUGCUACACAGGAAAAAGUUCUAAUGCCUUCAAAGACAAAAUAGCAAAGCCACAACUGGAGGCUCAAAAAGUGUCUGACAUAAUUGGCUACAUCAAAAACAAAUUUAAUAUUGAAGCAAAUGUAAUUAAGAAGGCCAUCUCCCAGAAAUGCGCAGAUGAAAGCAAAAUGUCAAAAAGGCGCCACAAUGAUUGUGUGUGA